ACGCACAACCGGGUUGGCUACUAACUGCGUAUCGCAACCUGGCAGUAAGUCGUCAGUGCACCGGCAUUGAAUGCAACACGGGGGCCCCAUCAUUUUUUUUCCUGUUAUAGAAGGAGGGAGAAGGGGGACUCUAUGUGACUCUUCUCCCCGCCCCCAGUCAGUAUGAGGUGGAUUUACGAAGAAAGGGAUCUAAACCUGGGACGCGGAGAUAUGGAAAGACCACAAUAAAGAGAUACACAUCUGAGAUCCGCGCGCUGCGGUAUUGCGCACGGAUUAUUAUAAGAUGUUUUCUUUUUCUGUCAUGAAGGAGAUUCUUGCGUGGAGCGUCUAAUCUGGGGGAAGGAGUACAAACGCACGGGGAUUAAAGGAGUAUGUUGUACUCUCUCCCUCCGUUAAUCGACCGUUCUGCCGCCCGAGAAGCAGGAUUGCUGCGUUUUUUUCCCUACUAUCUGGUAAAAGUAACUGUUUUCUGAGAGAAUACGACCGCUUACCACAAAGAAAACGGAUUUAUAAAGCUGUCCCCCGUAAAGCAACCAGGGGGUAGUCUCAGAAACGCUUCUCACACCGGUCGAAGUGCCAAGCUAUCCUGCGUGAAGACCCCAACCUUCCCUGCGCAAUUGGGCCUCGGCGUUCCGGCCAGGUCAAGGAUCAGCCUCACCCCACCCCUCCCUGCCCCCUUCCCUACUGGAGCCAAGAUGGCCACCAGUGGUGCCCCUCGCUUCUCUUUGCCACUGCUACUGCCUGUCACCACUCUGCUGCUAUCACUGCUGCUCGCUGGAUCCCACGCCUUAUCAGCACCGAGGUUCACUAAAGUUCCCGUUGACCAGAUUGGUGUUUCAGGGGGCGUGGUGUCCUUUGUCUGCCAAGCGACGGGCGACCCCAAGCCAAGGGUUAGCUGGAACAAGAAAGGCAAGAAGGUUAACUCGCAGCGCAUAGAGACCAUUGAGUUCGAUGAGGGUGCCGGCGCCGUACUCAGAAUCCAGCCUCUCCGAGCGCCACGUGAUGAGAACAUCUACGAAUGUGUGGCUGAGAACAGCGAGGGCGAGAUCACUGUGAAUGCCAAGCUGUCCAUCAUCCGAGAGGACCUACUCCCACCAGGCUUCCCUAACAUUGACAUGGGCCCUCAACUAAAAGUGGUGGAGCGCACUCGAACAGCCACCAUGCUUUGUGCCGCCAGUGGCAACCCUGACCCAGAAAUCACCUGGUACAAAGAUUUCCUGCCCAUUGACCCCAGUGCAAGUAAUGGGCGAAUCAAACAGCUGCGAUCAGAAACCUUUGGUAAGUGCCUUGCAAGCCCAACAGGCCCACCCACUGUCUUUAAAGCAGAGGGUACCCCGAUUCGAGGUGCCUUGCAGAUUGAAAACAGCGAGGAGACAGACCAGGGGAAGUACGAGUGCGUGGCGUCUAAUGUGGAAGGCGUACGCUACUCGUCCCCUGCUAACCUUUAUGUGCGAGAGCUUCGAGAAGUCCGACGGGUGCCUCCUCGGUUCUCCAUUCCACCCACAAGUCAGGAAAUUAUGCCUGGUGGCAGUGUGAACAUAACGUGCGUGGCAGUGGGGUCACCCAUGCCUUACGUCAAGUGGACGCUGAACUCAGAGGACUUGACACCAGAGGAUGAAAUGCCAGUGGGCAGGAAUGUUCUCGAACUGAGCAGCGUUCGGGAAUCGGCCAACUACACCUGUGUAGCCAUGAGCAGCCUUGGCAUCAUUGAAGCUGUGGCACAGAUCACUGUCAAAUCUCUCCCCAAGCCUCCAGGUACCCCUGUGGUUACUGAAACAACUGCCACCAGUGUGACUAUCACUUGGGACUCAGGCAACCCAGACCCUGUGACCCACUACAUCAUCCAGUAUAGGGCUAAGUCCCCUGACAGCAAGUAUGAGACAGUGGAUGACAUUACCACAACACGUUACAGCAUUGGUGGCCUCUACCCCAACACAGAAUAUGAGAUCCGAGUCUCAGCCGUCAAUACAAUUGGCCAGGGUCCUCCCAGUGAGCCAGUAGAAACCCGGACUGGAGAACAAGCCCCUGCUAGUCCACCACGAAAUGUUCAGGCCCAGAUCAUUUCCCAAAACACCAUGAUGGUGCGUUGGGAGGAGCCAGAGGAGCCCAAUGGGCAGAUUAAGGGCUACCGUGUUUAUUACACCAUGGAUGACUCCCAGCCCAUGAGCCUCUGGCAGAUCCAUAAUGUCCAGGACAGCAUCAUCACAACUAUACAGAGCCUGGUUCCUCAUGAGACAUACACAAUCAAAGUCCUAGCAUUCACCUCUGUGGGAGAUGGACCCUUCUCAGAACCUAUUCAUGUUAAAGUACUGCAAGGAGUUCCAAGUCAGCCAGCCAAAUUCCAGGUUGGUGCUGUGUCCGACACGAGCAUUGAACUGACCUGGGAACCUGCCUAUGACAAAGAAGGAAUUAUAAGUUAUGAACUUCGUUACAAGGAAGGCGGUACCCAGAUGAAGAAAAUGUUUGGACCUACAUCUUCAUAUGUUGUGGAAGGUCUCCGCCCAAACACAGACUACCUCUUCUCCCUGGCAGCCAUCUCUAACAAAGGCAUCGGCGCAUUCACAAAUGACAUAUCACAGAAGACCUUGCAAUCCAAGCCCUCAGCCCCCCCUCAAGACAUUAAGUGCAGCAGCACCAGCUCCACCACCCUGCUGGUAAGUUGGCAGCCCCCACCUUUGAAGAGUCAGAACGGUGUCCUGGUGGGGUACAGGGUGCGCUACCAUGUGGUGGGCCCAUCAGAAGGCGGCAGUGAUGAUGGGGAACCCACGGAGGAGCCGACGGUGCCUGCCACUGAAGAGCAGGUGCUGCUGCAGCGACUGGAGAAGUGGACUCAGUACCGUGUCACUGUGUCAGCUUUCACUAUGAUUGGGCCAGGACCUGAGAGUGAACCCCUGAUCUGCCGCACAGACGAAGAUGUUCCUGGGGCUCCUCCAAGGCGGGUAGAGGUGGAGGUUCUCAACUCCACAGCACUAAAGGUGAUGUGGCGCUCCCUGACACCAGGCAAGCAGCACGGUCAGAUCCGUGGUUACCAAGUUCAUUAUGUACGCGUGGAAAACGGCGAGUCAAGAGGCCUGCCCCUCAUCAAGGAUGUCAUGCUAGCUGAUGCCCAGUGGGAAAUGGACGAUACAGCUGAAUAUGAAAUGGUCAUUGGAGGACUCAAGCCAGACACGACUUACUCCAUCACGGUGGCAGCGUACACCACCAAAGGGGAUGGAGCCCGGAGCAAACCCAAACUGGUGGUGACCAAAGGGGCAGUGCCUGGUCCACCCUACCUGUCAGUGGCUCAGGACUCACAAACAUCAGCUGUGGUUCGCUGGGACCCUCCAAACCUGACCAAUGGCAUGGACCUACAAGGUUACCGGCUCCAGUUUGGCCGUAAUGAUGUCUCUCCUUUGGCCACACUGGAAUUUGCUCCCCAAGAACGACAGUACUCUGUGGGCAACAUUCACCGAGGGGCCAUUUAUCUCUUUAAAAUCUCAGCCAAGAGCAGGGGGGGCUUUGGGGAAGAGGCUGUGGUGGAACUCACUGUACCCGAGAAUACACCAGGGGGAUAUCCUCAAAUUAACGAGGGCUCCAAUGUGACAUGCUGCUCAGUGCAGCUGUCCUGGUCUCCACCAGUGUUGGCAGAGAGGAAUGGGGUAAUCACAGAGUACACAUUGGCCUAUAAAGAAGCUGGUUCUGGAGGAGCACCACGGGAGCUCCGCUUGCCCCCCAACCUAUCCAGCUUUGUGCUCAACAGCCUCAAACCGGAUGCCGCAUACGAUGUGAAAAUACGUGCACACACCAGUGUAGGUCCAGGGCCCUACAGCCCGCCUAUCCAGUAUCGGACAGUGGCCUAUGAUCCAACAGAUGUCCCAAAGAAUUUCACUGUCAAGUGGGCUACCAAGACCACAGUGGUCCUUGCAUGGAAGUUUUCUGAAAGCAGGUCUCCAUACAAGUGCACAAUUGAGUACAACCGUCUGAAGAUGGACGUGGAUGCCAGGCAGAUGAGGGUGCUCGUCACUGGGUUAAGGCACAACACCACCUACGAGUUCGGGGUGACCUGCCAAGAAAGCAUGGACGGUGGGCAAAGACACCGUGUGGUGGCCAGGACCGCACCACUCAUUCUGGUCAAGAAACCAAAGCUGGACAUCUACGCUGAGCCUGACAAUGUGCUCACCAUGUCCUUUCCACCAAUUGAAACCAAGGAUGUCAAGAACUUCUAUGUGGUAGUGGUGCCACUUAGGAGGACCUCAGGAACUGUUAAAAACUUAAAGAACCCCGAUGAGAUGGACAUGGAAGAGCUGUUACGAGAGGUAACUCCCAAGCGUCGUUCACGCCGUCAGCUGGCUCAGCUGGACCAGAGGAAGCCAUACAUCACAGCCUGCUUCAGGCAGCUGCCGUCCAGCUUCACUGUGGGAUCUGACCACCGCCACAGCAGCUGUGAGAACAAGCCUCUUGAACCUAGCCAGGAGUAUGUCUUUUUCCUGCUGGCUGAACUCAAUGUCACUGCCGGGAAAAUGUUUGCUACCAGUCCUUAUACUGACACAGUGAUGACUCCUGAGCUAGUGGUGGACCCCCUGCCAGUAGAGACCGGUGACGGACUCAUAUGGGUGGUGGGCCCAGUCCUGGCUGUGGUCUUCAUCAUCUGCAUUGUCAUCGCCAUUCUGCUGUAUAAAAACAAACCUGACAGUCGCAAAAGAAAAGAGUCGGAGCCACGUACCAAGUGUCUACUGAACAACGCAGACAUUACCCCCCACCACCCUACAGACCCUGUGGAGAUGAGACGCAUCAACUUCCAAACUCCAGAUUCUGGUCUAAGCAGUCCUCAGAGUGAAGCCGAUUUUGACUAUGAAAGUAUGAUGAAUCAUCCUCCCAUCCCUAUCUCAGAGCUGGCUGAACACACAGAGCUUCUCAAGGCAAAUGACAAUCUCAAGCUCUCACAGGAGUAUGAGUCUAUUGAUCCAGGCCAGCAGUUCACUUGGGAGCACUCCAACCUGGAGGUGAACAAACCCAAAAAUCGUUAUGCCAAUGUCAUUGCCUACGACCACUCCCGUGUCAUCCUGGCUCCCAUUGAGGGUAUCACAGGUAGUGACUAUAUCAAUGCCAACUACAUUGAUGGCUACAGGAAGCAGAAUGCCUACAUUGCCACCCAGGGUCCAUUACCAGAGACAUUUGGGGACUUUUGGAGGAUGGUGUGGGAACAGAGAGCGGCCACUGUGGUUAUGAUGACCAGGCUGGAGGAAAAGUCACGGAUUAAGUGUGAUCAGUACUGGCCCAGUCGUGGCACAGAAACCUAUGGUAUGACCCAGGUGACACUCUUGGACACAAUAGAAUUGGCCACUUUCUGUGUCCGCACUUUUUCCUUGCACAAGAAUGGCUCUAGUGAGAAGCGGGAGGUUCGUCAGUUUCAGUUCACAGCGUGGCCUGACCAUGGCGUACCAGAGUACCCAACCCCCUUCUUGGCCUUCCUCCGUAGGGUCAAGACCUGCAACCCGCCUGAUGCUGGACCCAUCAUUGCCCACUGCAGUGCGGGUGUGGGCCGGACAGGCUGCUUCAUCGUCAUCGAUGCCAUGCUUGAGCGUAUAAAGCACGAGAAGACGGUCGACAUUUACGGCCAUGUGACACUGAUGCGCUCACAGCGGAACUAUAUGGUGCAGACAGAGGAUCAGUACAGCUUCAUUCAUGAUGCGCUGCUGGAGGCAGUAGCCUGCGGCAACACUGAAGUGGCUGCCCGAAGCCUCUAUUCCUACAUCCAGAAGCUGGCCCAGGUGGAGAGCGGUGAGCACGUCACUGGCAUGGAGCUAGAGUUCAAGCGUUUGGCCAACUCCAAAGCCCACACAUCGCGUUUCAUCAGUGCCAACCUUCCCUGCAACAAGUUCAAGAAUCGGCUUGUCAACAUCAUGCCCUACGAGACCACACGUGUCUGCCUGCAGCCAAUCAGAGGCCUGGAAGGAUCUGACUACAUCAAUGCCAGCUUCAUUGAUGGAUACAGGCAACAGAAAGCCUACAUCGCCACGCAGGGCCCUCUGGCAGAGACUACAGAAGACUUCUGGAGAAUGCUCUGGGAGAACAACUCUACUAUUGUAGUCAUGUUGACCAAACUGAGAGAGAUGGGUCGGGAAAAGUGUCAUCAAUACUGGCCAGCGGAGCGCUCUGCCAGGUAUCAGUACUUUGUGGUGGAUCCCAUGGCUGAGUACAAUAUGCCCCAGUACAUCCUUCGAGAGUUCAAGGUCACAGACGCCAGGGAUGGCCAAUCCAGGACAGUAAGGCAGUUCCAGUUUACUGAUUGGCCAGAGCAAGGCGUGCCAAAAUCUGGGGAGGGAUUUAUUGAUUUUAUUGGCCAGGUGCAUAAAACCAAGGAGCAGUUUGGGCAAGAUGGGCCAAUCUCUGUCCACUGCAGUGCUGGUGUGGGCAGGACCGGUGUCUUCAUCACCCUCAGUAUUGUCCUGGAGAGAAUGCGCUAUGAAGGUGUGGUUGAUAUCUUCCAGACAGUAAAGAUGCUCCGGACACAGAGGCCAGCCAUGGUGCAGACUGAGGAUGAGUACCAGUUCUGCUAUCAUGCCGCCCUGGAGUACUUAGGAAGCUUUGAUCACUAUGCAACGUAAAAAGCCAUCUCUUUGCCCCAGAAUCCUGUCGCUCCCCUCAACAGUCUCCUGAGCCAUAGAAACUUUGAAAUUUGAAACAACAACAGCAGAUGAUGACGAUAACAACACUGCUAAUUCAGACACGCCAAACAGUAUCAUAAUGUAGAUUUUUAGAAAACGCCUAACCGACCAGUUUAGAGUUUAAUUCCAGUUCAAGAAAUUGGAAGUCAGGAAAACUGCCCAUCAUCAAGAAAAGAAAAUCAUAAUCAGGAGAGGAAACGGAAGCUGUGGCUCAAGCUGUAGGACGGGAAUCGAUCAAAGUGUCCAACUGCUUACCUUACCUCAAGUGUUUCAAUAUGGGAGGACAUUGUAAACAUUCGUGGACAUUUCUCUUCUCAAAAAUAUAUUUGUGACACAAUGGCAACAAACUACAGAUAAUGAAGGAAAAGGCAACAGCAAAAAUCAAUGAGGCCGAUGGAUGUAGCCAAGACGGGGUGACUUCAUGGUUGUUGUUUUUUUUUUUGUUUUUUUUAUGUCUGGGUAUUUCUAUCAACACGUGAGUGAUAUCAAGAGAAGUCAGAGAAAUGGCCAAAUUGUGGUUGCCUGUUUUCCCCCAAACUCUGGUCACCCCAAAAAGACAAGACAAAAAUCAACCAAAAGAGUGGGAACCUAACAAGCAUGAGAACACUCCCAUCUGGCAUUAAAUAAAUAUUCAGUUUUGCACUGUUCCACUAAUGAUAUCCAUUACAUCUGUGGGGAACCACUCACCUUUCACAGUAUGCUUUACAUAACUGGCUCUUCUCAAGCAGUAAGAGUUUACUGAAGGCGCUGUUGGUGGUUGUUGGGAGGAAAGCAGCAACACAUAUCUUAAAAUCAGUACCUUCAUGAGCUUGUGCAAAAUCAGUAUCUCAAGCCAGGCAACCACAGUGGUGUUGACAAGCACCACAAUGUAUUACCAAUAAAAAGUCCCCCUGGAAGCUCACGUCUCAGUCACCACAGAAUUUGGAGCAAACCUCGCUGCUGGAAGAAGUUCCAGCUGGGUCAUCUUGCAGACGGUCAAGGUGGGAGAAAUGGAGACUGUAUCCCAUGAUUUUUUACAGUCACUCCUCUCUUUGCAACAAUUGCAUCAUGGGGCUUCAGUAUUAACAUUCGCCAUUUUGAAAAAGGGGUGAAUCUGAUGGGCAAGAAGCAUUGGAACAAAUGGAACAACCAAACAAGGAUUGCCACAAAGUUUGGACUUUCUCUGUGUACAGUGACCAGUGCUCAUCAAUAUCGUUUGGAACUUUUUUUGUGUUAUGAGGAACCCUUUUUUUGUUGUUUUUUUUCUGUCAAAACCAAACAUGCUGCUGAUAUUGUGUAUGCUGUAUGUGUGACUCUUGAGAGAGAGGAAACUGAUGAACAAAAGAUGCCAGCUCUGCUAACCGCUCGCACCCAGGCAGGCAUGACUGAAUGCGCAUCCACAGUAUAAAUCAUCCACUGGUCUUUUCUACCUUUCCUUUUUUUCCCCCUAGUCUCCUCUAUAAUCAUCAUUGUGUAAGACACUCAAGAGUGGCAGAGGCCUGUUACAAUUACAGUUCAUGUGAUUGAAAAAUUGGCCUUUAUUUCCACACAGUGUACAUGCAUUGAAUUUGUCCUCAGUUUUAGAGAUGAUGUUUCCACGGGUAACAGCCAGACCAGGCAGCCAUGUUGGAUUUCAGUGAAAAUCUUUAGUACACAUAACCCCACAAAUAACUGCAGGUUGACGCCCUGAUGUUUAUGCGUCUAAUAAAAAUCAAGCUUCUGAAAUGAUUGGGUUUUCAUUUUGAGAUCGGUGCUUUGUAAACGCGAGUGUGCAAACCCUGCAACGUUUUUCGGUGGGUGUGCACAAAAAACCAGACCGAUGGAAAGAACUGUGUGUAAUCUUUUCUUAUUUCCAAAAAAGCCUUACUGUCAUUGUAACAUUAUGAAAACAUUAAUGUUGUAUUAUGACAACUUACUUUGCAUUACAUAGUUGACUUCUUAAUUUCUUUUUUGUUUAGUUUUUUAACAGAGAUGUAUCACAUUUUUUAAAAUUAGCAGGAAAAAGAUCCAAAUGCUUAUUUGUUCAUAU
Molecule: messenger RNA, 8655 nt
Organism: Monopterus albus (swamp eel)
Lineage: Eukaryota; Metazoa; Chordata; Actinopteri; Synbranchiformes; Synbranchidae
Gene: ptprsa
Product: protein tyrosine phosphatase receptor type Sa
Exons: 38
Coding region: 696-6587 (1963 amino acids)
Biological process (GO): protein dephosphorylation
Molecular function (GO): protein tyrosine phosphatase activity; protein binding
Source: RefSeq, a predicted model, not a curated record